Messenger RNA from Branchiostoma floridae (Florida lancelet), 450 nucleotides. Its product is annotated as hepatic lectin-like. The coding region runs from base 1 to 450 and encodes 149 amino acids. The transcript is spliced from 3 exons. The record is from RefSeq and is a predicted model, not a curated record. NCBI's taxonomy places the organism in Eukaryota, Metazoa, Chordata, Leptocardii, Amphioxiformes, Branchiostomatidae.
AUGGUGGAAGGGGUGCCGGAAACCUUCCCCCGGGAGUGUUUAGACGACAAACGAACGUUGAGUUCCUUUGGGUACACAGAACGAGAGGGAACCUUCUACAAAGUCUUCAAGACCAGAAAGGACCAUACUGGUGCUCAUCAGACGUGCGAGGCAGACGGGGGUCAUUUGGCUGUUGUCAAUACGGAGCCUAUCAACAACUUUAUCGUAGAAUUGAUUUCAGACCCUGAAGACUUCUGGAUCGGGCUCAGUGAUAAAUACACUGAAGGCACUUUUAUGUGGGCAGAUGGGACCAAAUUGGAUGGUUUUGAUUUCACCAACUGGGCACCGAACGAACCAAAUGCUCAAAGUGGACAAAACUGCGUGCACAUGUGGUCCGUAUACGACUACAAGUGGGACGAUGACUAUUGCUACCGCCAGAAAUAUUUCAUUUGCCAAAUAGGUACGUACUAA